AAGGUCCAUGAAAGUAAUUAUCAUUUUUCUGCCUAGGAAAAACAAAGCAGGAAUCUUCAAGACCCAGGACCCAUCCUGGGACUGAGGCACUGUGCCUCACAACAGAGCAGGAACACUCAGAAAGUGCAGGAUUCAAAUGGAUUCCUUUUGUAGAAAAAUGAUGUGGAUUCAGCUUCUGUUGCCAUUAGUAUUCAUGGUGACAGUUUCUUCUCAGAAUACAGCUCCUGAGUUUGCAUCAAAUAUGACUUCUGCCUUCAUACCAGAAGAUACUCCUUUGGGUAAGUGUGUCUUCUGGAUUGUGGCAAGAGAUGCAGAUAAUGAUCCUUUGACAUAUAGUAUGGAAGGACAAGACUCCUAUUAUUUUAAUGUCAAUCUGAUGACUGGGGAGGUGCAGUUAGCACUUCCCUUAGAUUAUGAGAGCAAAAACAAACUCAACACUAUGAUCAAGGUGCAAGAUGAAAUCAAUAGGCCAGUUAUCAGACAAUUUCCAGUUAUAGUAGAGGAUCGCAAUGAUAAUGAUCCGGUGUUCUUAGGUAUUCCUUAUGAAGCCAGUAUCCGGGAGGAUCAGCCAUUGGGCUCCAUUGUUUUUAGUGUCAGUGCAGUAGAUUUUGAUGAUGAUGGAAGAGUUCCAGUGACAUAUUCCAUUGAUGAGAUUAUACCAAAUGAUCUACAGUCAAACAAUCUCUUCUACAUUUUGCUAAAUGGAAGCAUUAUACUGAAUGACACCUUAAACUACAAUGAGAAAAGCAUCUUCUACCAGAUGACUAUUAAUGCAACGGACAAAGGAGGGCUAUUUCACAAUCAUUUCAUGUAUCGCAGCACUCUUGCCUAUGUGUCAUUGAAAGUGAUUGACUUGCCAGAUUUGGACCCACAGUUUAUUAAUGCGCCUUAUUCAGUUUCUAUUGAGGAGAAUAUAGCACUGGGUACUACAAUCUUCAGAGUUACUGCCAUUGAUGGGGACAGAGGAAUUAAUGAUGAAAUCCAGUAUUCAAUUCAAGAUUCUUCAAGACAUGGAUUAUUUGAUAUAAACAGUAAAAGUGGAGAAAUCUUUGUAACUGCAAAAAUUGAUAGGGAAGCUUUGGUGCAGGAUGGCGAACAGGUUCUACUGACUGUAAUGGCUCAAGAGAAGAACCUAAAUGUAAAUGCUGAGAAAGCCACCAGUACCACUACUGUCACUGUUCGUGUCCUAGAUAUAAAUGACAAUAAGCCUAAUUUCUAUAACUGUGAAAUAGAUGAUUGUGAUUUCAGUGCUGCCCCUACUUUGAGCUUUUUGGGAGAAAUAGAAGAGCAUUCCUCUAUCCGUGUGCCAGUAGCAAAGUUAAAAAUCACUGGCCAUGACCCAGAUAAGGAUAAGAAUGGAAAUUUCAAUCUGUACCUGAGAGGGAAGGAUCAAGAUUGUUUCACAGUGAGCCCAGCACGGGUGCAAAACACAGGCCUAAUACAGGUCCUGGUAAAAGACUCUGUUGCUAUAGACUAUGAGAAGGUGCAUCAAAUGGAAGUGGAGAUUGUGGCCAAUGACACUGGAUUACAAGACUGUUGCUCAUAUGCUACUGUAACCAUCGACAUCAUAGACAUUAAUGACCACACACCUGAAUUCUCUCAGGAUACUUACUACUUGGAAGUGAUGGAAAACUGUCCAGAUGGUACCCAGAUUGGAACAAUUACGGCAACAGAUUUGGACUCUGGAGAGCUUGGAAAAAUCACUUACCAGCUGUUACCAGAAUCUAUACGACAAAUCUUCCACGUAGACAGUGACUCUGGGGAAAUCAUUGCUGUCAAUGGAAACCUUUUGGAUCGGGAACGCCGUUCUUUAUAUUAUGCAACCCUGCAGGCAGCAGAUGGGCUGAAUGCAACUGGCACUGCUCUGCUUGAGAUAACUAUUCUAGAUGAAAAUGAUGAGAUACCUACAGCUAUAGGAUCAUACAAUAUUUUUGUCAAUGAGAACACUGAUGAUGUCAGGAUCCAGAUUGAGGCUUUUGAUGCUGAUGAACCAAACACCAAUAACAGCCGCAUUGAGUUCGAACUCCUGCCAAGCGUAUUGAGCAGCAACUUUAGUGUCAAUGUUACUACAGGACUUAUUACAAGCAUAGGGCCUCUAGAUCGAGAGGCUAUUGAUGAAAAAGACAAUGGUUGCAUUGUGCUAACAGUAAAAUUAUAUGACUUGGGUGUUCCUUCUCUUUCUUCUGAGGUCAAUGUUACCAUCAAUGUUGAGGAUCUAAAUGAUAAUGUGCCUGUAUUCAGCAAGACUGUGUACGAUUUCUUUGUUAACGAGAGCACAAUAGCUGCACAAGUUGGGAUUCUGCUGGUUAGUGAUCAAGAUCAGACUGAGUUGAACAAUCGCGUGAGUUUCCGUAUUUCUCAAGGAGGAUCAGGGAACUUUAUUAUCCGUAAUCAGAAAGUGGAAUCAGGCCUGUACAACGGAAUUCUUUCAUUGGAUCCUGAUGUGAUGCUUGAUUACGAGACACAGAAAAACUAUACCUUAAUAAUUGAAGCUCAAGAUAAUGGGCUUCACGGAGUAAGUCACACAGCAACUGCUACUGCCAGUGUCCAAGUGCUGGAUCUCAAUGAUGAGCCGCCAUAUGUUGACCCCUCCUCUCUAAACAACCUGUUUCUUCUUGAGAACAGAACUGUGGGUCUAGAGUUACUUACCACUCUGAAGGCGCAUGAUCCUGAUACCAUCCACGAAUUGGAAUUUCAAGCUCUCUCAUUGCAGUGCUUCAAGAAUGGCAAUGAUAUAGGCAACAUUUGCUAUGACUGGAUCUGGUUGGCUCCAAAUGGGGAACUUUUUGUAAAUGACACUGAAGUUGUUGACUAUGAGCUCUGUGAUGUGAUGGUGAUGAUGCUGCGUGUAGAGGACAAGCUGACAUUGAUUGGGGACAGAUACAGCAAAAAUGAAUCCCUGCGUGUGGACAUACUAGAUGUCAAUGACAAUGCUCCAGAGUUCUUGGAUGUCGAUGAAGUAUUUGUGGUUGUGCCUGAUGUAGCACCUAUUGAUUACCAAGUGGCUCUUGUCAAGGCCACCGAUAAAGACUCUGGCUUGAACGCUGUUCUUAAGUUUUCAAUCGCCUCAGUUGAAUUUAUCUCAGGUGACAGCACAAGACCACUUCUUAACAUCUUCACUAUUGUCACCACUAGUGAAAAGGAAAUCUACCAGGGCAGUAUCAGGGUUGCAAGCUCAUUGGAUGCCACCUUGAAGGGUAAUUAUCGAGUAACUGUGAUUGCUGAGGAUUCGGGAAAUCCCUCCCUGACUGCUACUCGCGUAUUGGAUAUUUUUGCUGUUGAUGAAUCGUAUCGGGUCACUCUGAAAUUCUCAAAGACUGCUGAUGAAGUACGUGAGACUUCAGAAGAGAUCAAAAGAGCGCUGACAAUGGCAACAAAGGCAACUGUCUAUGUGGCACAAAUUAAGGAUCUUGAACCUUCCUCAAAAAUGAUAAUCCAGAGGGCUAGUGCCGAGUGCAUUAUGUCUGUAUAUUUUGUGUACAAUAACGGAACUGCUAUCACUCCAGAGGAACUUGAAAGGAUUUUACAGAGUGACUCAGCAGCACUGGCAGAACUUCUACAGCUGGGCCUGUUUGUUAUUGGUGGGGGCGCAGGCAUAAACAAAAAAGCAAAUGAAAUCCUGUAUGGAGUUAUUGCAGGCCUGGCCGGUGCCUUGGUGCUGAUCCUUAUAAUUAUGAUCAUAGCUCUGGUCUGUGUGCGGAAGAGCCACAAACGGCAGCUUCGAGCAGUAAAAGCUUUGAAGGUGGCAAAGACUUUACCUGUAGAGAUGGUGCAGGGAGUGGAGGCCAUACCUGGAACCAAUAAAUUUAAUUCAGAUGGAGCCAACCCUAUGCUGAAUCUUGAUGUGAACCCAAUUUUAGACCUGGGCUUUGAAGAAAGCAGUUCAUUUAGUGACAGUGCCAGUGUGAACUCUCUUGAUGAUAAUAUGCUGGCCAGAAAUGGAGGCCAGUCUUCAGUGCCCCAGGAAAGCCAAGAUAUGUCUGUGCUUUCAGGAACAGAUGAAGACAGCAGAGCCAAGGAAGAACCCUUGGCAGCUGCACUCAGUGGCAGAGCCCAAACAUCUUACAGCAAUGGAGCCUUGGAUACUACAGACUUGUGACAGCAAUAAAUGAUUAACACACUGCUGUGCCACUAUAUGUCCACUUUAAUUUUGCUUGAUCACAGUACUGAUUUGUAUGACUUUAUACAAUGUUUUGCAUGGUAACAUGGCACUAUCCCACUUUUGCCUACAGGCCACCCAGUAGUGCAAGCCUUCAGAAGACUGAUCUGUACAUGAGCCAAUUGCAGAGAUGUCCUAUAAUUGGCCCCAUGAUAACUCUAAAAAGAAAAUGCCAUAAAAACUGAAAGGAAUAUCCUUGGCAGGGUUCAACACUUCAUGUUCACUAUAAAUUAUUUCUACAGCAAACAACCGGUGUAUUCUUGAACAGCUAGUAUAUUUCCUACAGGGCACGCAAUAAUGGCAACUCUCUAAUAAAACACCCUUUGGUAUACUGGUAAAUAAAAGUGCUGCUAAUAACUUACCUGUGUCUGCUUUCCUGAAAAGAAAUUACUGUCUUAACAUGACUGUAUACUCACAUUGGGAUGUUGCUUGCUAUUCUAAUUCAUAUGGUUUGUGGUCAUUUCAGCAUACUUGCUGGCACCUGUAUGCAACGCUCAUCUGUCUCUCAAAGAUGGAGAAAUAUAUUUUUAUCUGGGUUUUGCGUAUUAGCCAUCUAUCUAUUUGGGCUGAUUUUUCCACUCUGCCCAAUAUGGCAAGACAUCCAUUAUUUAUUUGUGGGGUCACUUGUCACUCAUGCAACCCCAGUCCUUGAGUUUAGAUGAGCUGUGUGCUGAUCACUAUGUACCCUAGGUACAGUUACAUAAUGAUAAUAUUUUGGAAAAGAGAAUUGUUUUUUUAUUGCAAGAUGUUGUGCCCCAAUCCAAGCACUGGUGGCAGUGUGCCAUUGCUAUUUGUUUUAUUUGUUUGCCAUUGCUAUUUGUUUGCUCUCUACAGAAAGAACUGCAUGGAAGUAACAUUGAAAUGCCUUUCAACUCAUAGGUCCCCUGAACAUGUGAAUAUAAAUGCUCAUGAAACAUAACAUGCCUAAGCAAUGUCAACCUACUUAUGACAACUACAACACCCAGAAACCUUUGUAUAUAUCUAAUUAUCAGAACUGUAGUCCAUCAGUAGCUGGAUUAGUAGAGUUAUGCAAUUAGAUUAUAAUCACUUCAUAUGUAUUGCAGUUUCAGAGUUUUGCCCUUAUUUGGGGUAAGUAUAUUUAAAAUGGUACCUUUCUGCUUUAAAAUUAGUUUUAUCCUCUAGUACAGAAACCCCCAACCUUUUUUUACUUGUGAGCCACACACAGAUGUAAAAAGUGUUGGUGAGCCACACAAGCAUGAAAUAAGUUCUUUGUAGAUGCCAAAUAAGGGCUGUGAUUGGCUAUUUGGCAGUCCGAUGUGACUGUUAUCCUACAGGAGGAUCUGCCUGGAGUAAAUCUCUGGGAGCAACAUGAAAGAGGGCGCUGAGAAACAUGUUGCUUGUGAGCCACUGGUUGAAAACAAAUGAAAAACAUUCAGCUUUACAUGUAUAUUCUGUACCUAUUCAUUGCUCAAAAUAAAUUAAGUUUUUCUUAUA
Xenopus tropicalis (tropical clawed frog) is the source of this 5614-nucleotide messenger RNA. It is a transcript of the gene cdhr2, whose product is annotated as cadherin related family member 2. NCBI's taxonomy places the organism in Eukaryota, Metazoa, Chordata, Amphibia, Anura, Pipidae. Gene Ontology annotation, cellular component: plasma membrane; membrane; apical part of cell. Bases 137 to 4099 code for a protein of 1320 amino acids. The transcript has 33 exons. The record is from RefSeq and is a predicted model, not a curated record. Gene Ontology annotation, molecular function: calcium ion binding. Gene Ontology annotation, biological process: homophilic cell-cell adhesion; cell-cell adhesion; cell adhesion.